UGAAAUUUCUAUCAAGUGUCAAUAGGUUUGAAUAUGCUUCACCGUGGCUUGGUUAUUUUGAUCUUAGUUUUUAUGUACUUUCAAUUGAAUCUAUUACUGAGUUUCAGUAGAUCUUUUGAAAACUUAGAUAUCAACGACAGUGACGAAGCUAUUUUAAGUAUGAUCCCAGCAGAACUUCACAAAUUUUUAUCAUUGAAACCAACUAAUUCCACCCAAACCCAUAGUAACGGAAGUGACGAUAAGAUUUUUCACAUAAGUACACUAAAUAUAUCAUAUAUCAAAGAUAGAAUUGCGCAGUAUAAUUUGCAGCAGAGGGUUCUGAAUGAAAACAGUUUCCAAUCACUUGAAAACAAUUCCAUCGUCAUUGUUGUACAGAUUCAUGAUCGGAUCAAUUACCUCAGAUAUCUGAUAGUUAGUCUAGCACAAGCACCUGGUAUAUCUCAUACACUUCUCAUUUUCUCACAUGAUUAUUACGAUGAACAAAUGAACAGCCUAGUCCAAAGCAUCGAUUUUUGCAAAGUGAUACAAAUAUUUUAUCCUUAUUCUAUCCAAGCACAUCCGAAAGAAUUUCCUGGUGAAGAUCCAAAAGAUUGCCCUCGUGAUAUGAAAAAGGAACAUGCUGUACAGAAGAAAUGUAAUAACGCCCUUUCUCCUGACGUGCAUGGUCAUUAUCGCGAAGCCAAAUUCACUCAAACCAAACACCAUUGGUGGUGGAAAGCCAAUCGUGUCUUCAAGCAACUCGAAGUCACAAGGAAUCAUAGAGGCUUGAUCGUGAUGCUAGAAGAAGAUCACUAUGUUGGCCGAGAUUUCAUUCAUACGUUGAGACUCAUGGAGAAAACAUCUAAAGAAUCGUGUAGCCAUUGUAAUGUUUUCUCUCUCGGAACGUAUAUGAAGACAUACAACUACUAUGCAAAUUCCAAGAAGGUGGAAAUUUCACCGUGGAUUGGCGGCAAACACAAUAUGGGAAUGGCAUUCAAUCGAUCAACUUGGAUGCAGAUUGUGGACUGUGCAACCUUCUUCUGUGGAUAUGAUGAUUACAAUUGGGACUGGUCUUUACAGCAAGUUUCUGAGAAAUGUUUGAAGCAAAAACUUCAUGCCAUGGUUGCUGUCGCACCAAGAGUAUUCCAUAUUGGGGAAUGUGGAUUCCACCAUAGGAAAAAUAAUUGCAGAUCGAAUUCAGUGAUUUCAAGAGUGCAGCAAGUGCUGAAACUUUCAAGACGAUAUUUUUACCCAGAUCGUUUGAUACUGACGUAUUCCACAGUACCGAAAAAAACUGAACCAAGUAAAGGAAAUGGUGGCUGGGGAGAUAAACGAGAUCAUAAGUUAUGCAUGGGUAUGACAGUAGGUUAA
This is a messenger RNA of Phaedon cochleariae (mustard beetle), 1350 nucleotides long. NCBI's taxonomy places the organism in Eukaryota, Metazoa, Arthropoda, Insecta, Coleoptera, Chrysomelidae. The record is from the annotation of a GenBank genome assembly.